Molecule: messenger RNA, 300 nt
Organism: Pipistrellus nathusii (Nathusius's pipistrelle)
Lineage: Eukaryota; Metazoa; Chordata; Mammalia; Chiroptera; Vespertilionidae
Source: the annotation of a GenBank genome assembly
AUGGCUCUGGUUCUGCCUCUGAGGACCUGGAGCCGCGGGCUGGCCAGUGCUGCCCAGGGCGGCCACGGCGGGGCCGGAGGCGGCACGUGGCGCCUGCUGACGCUGGUGCUGGCGCUGCCCGGCGUGGCGCUCUGCUCCCUCAACUGCUGGCUGCACGCCGGCCACCACGAGCGCCCCCCCUUCGUGCCCUACCACCACCUGCGCAUCCGCACCAAGCCCUUCUCCUGGGGGGAUGGCAACCACACGCUGUUCCACAAUCCCCACGUCAACCCGCUGCCCACCGGCUACGAAAGGCCCUGA